Molecule: messenger RNA, 4910 nt
Organism: Myotis lucifugus (little brown bat)
Lineage: Eukaryota; Metazoa; Chordata; Mammalia; Chiroptera; Vespertilionidae
Gene: CLSTN3
Product: calsyntenin 3
Exons: 21
Coding region: 1376-4138 (920 amino acids)
Biological process (GO): homophilic cell-cell adhesion; positive regulation of synapse assembly; positive regulation of synaptic transmission
Cellular component (GO): cell surface; postsynaptic membrane
Molecular function (GO): X11-like protein binding; calcium ion binding; amyloid-beta binding
Source: RefSeq, a predicted model, not a curated record
UCCAGGACCCCAGCUCACGGUGACAGAGUCCGGCUCACAGUCCUGGGACAGCUCCAGGUCCAAGUCCUGCAAGAUAAGCUUCACAGCAAAGCCCUCCGGGGCCUGGAUGACAGUGGUGCUCUCUUGGCCUUCGAGGCCGGGUGCUCUGGGGAGAAGGGCGAAGGCUAUGUGGCAGCACCAGGACCCGACCUCGUUCAUAUGAGGUGGGGGAGAAGGGAAGCCUUUGGUGCAGGCAGUAGAAUUCACCUCCGUGGACUCCUCCUCAGUUUCUGGUCUGCACUGUUCCUCCUUGCCCUGAGUUGGAAACCUGGAGGUUCAGCUGGUGUUUGAGGUCCUGCCUUCUCAUUGGAUGUCAGAGCAGGUCUAGCAAGAUCAUUAGUACCAUACCCAGCAGGGUAUUGGUUGGCUGCCUUCUGCAUACCCCCCAUUGGGGAUUGAGUCUGCAAACCAGGCAUGUGCCCCGAACCACAACCUCAUGGUUCAUAGGUUGGGGAUCAACCACUGAGCCACACUGACUGGGUGAGCAAUAGAAACUUUAAGAAAGAACCAAAUGUAAAUUCUAGAACUGAAUGAUGCAGUAUGUGAAAUUUAAAAAAUUACUGGAAGGGCUUAAUAGAAGAAUGGAGAUGGCGGAAGAAAGAGUCAGUGACCUUGAAGAUAAAUAGAAAUUAUUCAAUCUGAAGAACAGAGGAAGGCAUUUUUUUUUAACUGAGUAGAAACUCAGGAAUAGUGGAACAAUAUAUAAAAAAAACCCCUCUAAUAUGCAUGUUCUUGGAGUGCUAGAAGGAGAGAAGAGAACGAGGCAGAAAAAAUAUUUGAAGAAAUAAUGGCUGGAAAUUUCCCAGCUGUUGAAAAAGGCAUCUAUCUUCAGGUUUAAGAAGUUCAAUAAAUUCAAAGCAGAACUAAAAAUAAACAAAAGAGCACACAUGGGCCCAUCAAAGUCACAUUGCUGGAAACUAAAGAUAAAAAGAAAAUCUUGAAGGCAUCCAGAGAAAAAGAACACAUCGCAAUCACAGAACCACAUUUUCAAUGUCACUGCUUUCUCAUCAAAACCAGCACAGACCAGAAAGCAGUGGAACAACUUCUUCAAAACACUGGAGGGAAAAAGCGUCAACUCAGGGUUGCUUUCCCAGCGAAAAUAUUCUUCAAGAAAGAAGAUGAAAUAAAAGCAUCUUCAGAUAAAAAGAAAACUUAGAAAACUUGUCAUCAGCAGACCUGCAUUAAGAGAGACGCGAAACUUCUUCAGGCUGAAGGGAAAGAAAUCCAGAUGGAAGAACAGAGUCGCUGGAUGGAUAAAGAGAAAUGGGCGUGACCAGAGGCUACGUGAGCCAACAAGCACAAGCCAUGGAUCGAGGCGGAGUACCAGGGCAUCGUCAUGGAGAAUGACAACACGGUCCUGCUGAACCCACCACUCUUCGCCUUGGACAAGGACGCCCCCCUGCGCUAUGCAGGUGAGAUCUGUGGCUUCCGGCUCCAUGGGUCUGGGGUGCCCUUCGAGGCUGUGAUCCUGGACAAGGCAACAGGAGAAGGGCUGAUUCGGGCCAAGGAGCCAGUGGACUGCGAGGCCCAGAAGGAGCACACUUUCACCAUCCAGGCCUAUGACUGUGGCGAGGGCCCUGAUGGAGCCAACACCAAGAAGUCCCACAAGGCGACCGUUCAUGUGCGUGUCAAUGAUGUGAAUGAGUUUGCCCCCGUGUUUGUGGAGCGGCUGUACCGAGCUGCAGUGACUGAGGGGAAGCUGUAUGACCGCAUCCUGCGGGUGGAAGCCAUUGAUGGUGACUGCUCCCCCCAGUACAGCCAGAUCUGCUACUACGAGAUCCUCACACCCAACACCCCCUUCCUCAUUGACAAUGAUGGGAACAUUGAGAACACAGAGAAGCUGCAGUACAGCGGGGAGAAGCUCUACAAGUUUACGGUGACAGCUUAUGACUGUGGGAAGAAGCGGGCGGCAGAUGACGCCCAGGUGGAGAUCCAGGUGAAGCCCACCUGUAAACCCAGCUGGCAAGGCUGGAACAAAAGGAUUGAAUAUGCACCAGGUGCCGGGAGCUUGGCUUUGUUCCCUGGCAUCCGCCUGGAGACCUGUGAUGAACCUCUCUGGAAUAUUCAGGCCACCAUAGAGCUGCAGACCAGCCAUGUGGCCAAAGGCUGUGACCGAGACAACUACUCCGAGCGGGCAUUGCGGAAACUCUGUGGUGCUGCCACUGGGGAGGUGGAUCUGUUGCCCAUGCCUGGCCCCAAUGCCAACUGGACGGCAGGACUCUCAGUGCACUACAGCCAGGACAGCAGUCUUAUCUACUGGUUCAACGGCACCCAAGCCGUGCAGGUGCCCCUGGGUGGCACAGCUGGGCUGGGCUCGGGGCCCCAGGACAGCCUCAGUGACCACUUUACCCUGUCCUUCUGGAUGAAGCACGGUGUAACUCCCAAUAAGGGCAAGAAGGAAGAGGAAACCAUCGUGUGUAACACUGUCCAGAAUGAGGACGGCUUCUCUCACUACUCACUGACGGUCCAUGGCUGCAGGAUUUCCUUCCUCUACUGGCCUCUGCUGGAGAGUGCUCGCCCAGUCAAGUUCCUCUGGAAGCUGGAGCAGGUCUGCGAUGACGAGUGGCACCACUAUGCUUUGAACCUUGAGUUCCCCACCGUCACACUCUAUGCUGAUGGCAUCUCCUUUGACCCUGCUCUCAUCCAUGACAAUGGUCUCAUCCACCCACCCCGAAAGGAACCUGCUCUCAUGAUCGGGGCCUGCUGGACUGAGGAGAAGAACAAGGAGAAAGAAAAAGGUGGAGACAACAGUACGGAUGCCACCCAAGGAGACCCCUUGCUGAUCCACCACUACUUUCAUGGCUACCUGGCUGGUUUCAGCGUGCGCUCAGGCCGCCUGGAGAGCCGCGAGGUCAUCGAGUGCCUCUAUGCAUGUCGGGAGGGGCUGGACUAUAGGGAUUUCGAGAGCCUGGGCAAAGGCAUGAAGGUCCACGUGAACCCCUCGCAGUCCCUGCUCACCCUGGAGGGGGAUGACGUGGAGACCUUCAACCAUGCCCUGCAGCAUGUGGCUUACAUGAACACUCUGCGCUUUGCCACGCCUGGCGUCAGGCCCCUGCGCCUCACCACUGCCGUCAAGUGCUUCAGUGAAGAGUCUUGCGUCUCCAUCCCCGAAGUGGAGGGCUACGUGGUUGUCCUCCAGCCCGAUGCCCCCCAGAUCCUGCUGAGUGGCACUGCUCACUUUGCCCGCCCAGCUGUGGACUUCGAGGGACCCGAGGGGGUCGCUUUGUUCCCAGAUCUUCAGAUCACUUGCUCCAUCUCUCACCAGGUGGAGGCCAAAAAGGAUGAGAGUUGGCAGGGAACAGUGACAGACACACGCAUGUCGGAUGAGAUUGUGCACAACCUGGACGGCUGUGAGAUUUCUCUGGUGGGGGAUGACCUAGACCCGGAGCGGGAAAGCCUGCUCUUGGACAUGGCAUCCUUGCAGCAGCGAGGGCUGGAGCUCACCAACACGUCUGCCUACAUCACCAUUGCUGGGGUGGAGAGCAUCACUGUGUAUGAAGAGAUCCUGAGGCAGGCGCGUUACAGGCUGCGGCACGGAGCUGCCCUCUAUGCCAGGAAAUUCCGGCUUUCCUGCUCAGAAAUGAAUGGUCGUUACUCCAGCAACGAAUUCAUCGUGGAGGUCAACGUCCUGCACAGCAUGAACCGGGUUGCCCACCCGAGCCAUGUGCUCAGCUCCCAGCAGUUUCUGCACCGUGGUCACCAGCCACCUCCUGAGAUGGCUGGACACAGCUUGGCCAGCUCCCACCGAAACUCCAUGGUCCCCAGUGCAGCGACUCUCAUCAUUGUGGUGUGUGUGGGCUUCCUGGUGCUCAUGGUCAUCCUGGGCCUGGUGAGAAUCCACUCCCUUCACCGCCGUGUCUCGGGGGCCGGUGGGCCCCCAGGGGCCUCCAGUGACCCCAAGGACCCUGACCUCUUCUGGGAUGACUCUGCUCUCACCAUUAUCGUGAACCCCAUGGAGUCCUACCAGAAUCGGCAAGCCUGUGUGGCAGGGGCUGCCGGUGGCCAGCAGGAGGACGAGGACAGCAGUGACUCAGAGGCAGCUGACUCGCCCAGCAGCGAUGAGAGACGCAUCAUUGAGACCCCCCCACACCGCUACUAAGGCCUACACUCCUCCCCGAAGAGAGAGAGAGAGAGAGAGAGAGAGAGAGAGAGAGAGAAUUCUGCUCUGGUGAGACAGAGAUACUCUCAGAAAAGAAAGAAGGACAUUCUGAGAGAAGAGAGACCAAAAGGGAGAGAGCUUGAGGCAUCCUUUAAUCUCAAAAUCCCAGUUGGCCCCACUGGAGUCUACCCUCCCCAUCCCCCCGUCCACCUUGCUCCCAUGCCUCUGGGCUCCCCCGCUAUCCCGAGUGGAAGACUCUGGCUGCCUUUUUUGCCCCUCAGAGCAGCCUUCCCCUAGCUCACCCAUGUCUCUGUCUCUCCCCCGACUAGCCAUGCUCUGUAUUGGGGGCGCUGUCAGUAGCAAUGGCAGGGGCCAGCAGUGGGAUUGAAGGAACACUCUACUCCACACUUCCCUACCCUCCUGUCCAUGAGGCCUUCUCCCCCCAGUUCCCACCAUCCGUUUCACUCUGGGGACCCCUGCUUCUUCACUGCGCCCACUUUCCUUCCUUUGUGUCCUCUUUCCUCUCCUGUCCUUGCCUGAAGUCCUACAACCCCUUCCCCUUCCUACAUGACCCGGUCAUGGCUAGGUUGUGGGGGUGGGAGCGGGAGUAGGGGCCCCGAUGUAUAUAUAUAAUGUAUAUUUUUUCAUGUUGUUGUGAGCACAGCCCCUGUGUUCCAUGUGCAGCUCACAGCCUUGUGUGUGUGUGUGUGUGUGGCAUUGUCAUGUCCUGGGGUGGCGGUAGGGGAAUGGGUGUGGUGAGGGAGGGGACACA